Messenger RNA from Ilex paraguariensis (yerba mate), 195 nucleotides. NCBI's taxonomy places the organism in Eukaryota, Viridiplantae, Streptophyta, Magnoliopsida, Aquifoliales, Aquifoliaceae. The record is from the annotation of a GenBank genome assembly.
AUGAAUGCAUUCAAGAACAUGGAGCAGAAAAGAAAUGUUCUGUCAGAAUUAGGCAAAUGCAAUAGUAAUGAUCAUCCACGGCGGGUCGGCACUGGGUUUAAUCCGGCAGAGAGGGUAGCCGGCGACGAGAAACGGAGGAGGGAACAAGAGAAAGCUGAAAUUCUCCUCCACUUAAUCUGCUGGGGACCCAACUAG